CGCUGCUCACUCAGGCAGCGCUCGGCCGCCCGCUCGGGUCCUGGCGGCGCGUUUCCCGGCAGGCAGCGCGGCGCGGGUCUCUUUCGCCGCCAUCUUGGAGCGCUGGGGGCCUGCCGGGACCGGGUCUGCGGGAGGACACCAUGACCGGGAGGCUGUGGUGCAAGGCCAUUUUUGCUGGCUACAAACGUGGCCUGCGAAACCAGCGGGAGCACACGGCCCUUCUGAAAAUUGAAGGUGUUUAUGCCCGUCAGGAGACAGACUUCUACCUGGGCAAGAGGUGUGCCUAUGUGUACAAAGCUAAAAACAACACGGUAACCCCCGGAGGCAAACCCAACAGGACACGCGUGAUCUGGGGGAAGGUGACCCGAGCCCAUGGGAACAGUGGCAUGGUUCGUGCCAAGUUCCGCUCCAACCUUCCUGCCAAGGCCAUUGGACACAGAAUCCGGGUGAUGCUGUAUCCAUCUAGGAUCUAAAUUUUUAUUGAAAAUAAAAUGGAGAAUCUGUUUAA
Poecile atricapillus (Black-capped chickadee) is the source of this 508-nucleotide messenger RNA. RefSeq names its product ribosomal protein L35a (gene RPL35A). The record is from RefSeq and is a predicted model, not a curated record. Bases 141 to 473 code for a protein of 110 amino acids. The transcript has 5 exons. Gene Ontology annotation, cellular component: ribosome; cytosolic large ribosomal subunit. Lineage: Eukaryota; Metazoa; Chordata; Aves; Passeriformes; Paridae. Gene Ontology annotation, biological process: ribosomal large subunit biogenesis; cytoplasmic translation. Gene Ontology annotation, molecular function: structural constituent of ribosome.